Molecule: messenger RNA, 1764 nt
Organism: Xyrauchen texanus (razorback sucker)
Lineage: Eukaryota; Metazoa; Chordata; Actinopteri; Cypriniformes; Catostomidae
Product: probable serine/threonine-protein kinase samkC
Exons: 4
Coding region: 489-1070 (193 amino acids)
Source: RefSeq, a predicted model, not a curated record
GACUCCAACUCUAAAUCGUAAUCUUUUUGGUUUACUCCAACUGUGUUUCUACUUCACGUUUUCUUUCUAACUGCAACCCCAGACCCGUAUCCUGUUUCCAGGUUGACUCUGGAUCAGUAUUGCAAGUUCAAAAGGAGCUCUUCUACAUAGUGUACACCACCUGUUCACCAAAUAUCAUGAGCAUUUUCUACCUGGAUCAGCUAGACAGGCCUCUCAGGGUGAGACACAGUUUUCUCUUUGGCAUUUCCCUUAUCUCUCCCUCACUCUUGGUCGAUGGACAGAACACUUGUGUUUGACUGACAGCUCCUCAGAAUAGCAGCUCCCUGGCCAGGAGGUGUUAGUAGGCAGGCGGUGGGAGUGGGGUUUGUUUGGCACCCUACCUCUGUCUUACAGGAUGGGGGAAGAGGGGUGAAUGGAAGUUUAGAGUCAACUAUAAGUAAUUCGUUGAUGGCAUGAGUUUGGGGUGGAACUAAGUGUUUGAUGAAACAAUGGAAGACUGGAGCCAGCGCCUGAAGCCUCGACCACCCCAGGGCCAGUGUCUGACGCCUCGACUGCCCCAGAGCCGGCGCCUGAAGCCUCGGCGGUCCCAGAGCCUUCGCCUGAAUCCUCGCCUGAAACCUCGACCGUCCCAGAGCCAGUUCAUGAAGCCUCGACCAUCCCAGAGCCAGAGCCAGCGCCUGAAGCCUCGACUGCCCCAGAGCCAGCGCCUGAAGCCUCGACUGCCCCAGAGCCAGCGCCUGAAGCCUCAACUGCCCCAGAGCCAGCUCCUGAAUCCUCGCCUGAAACCUCGACCAUCCCAGAACCAGCGCCUGAAGCCUUGCCUGAAGCCUCGACCAUACCAGAGCCAGUGCCAGAAGCCUCGACCACCCCAGAGCCAGCGCCUGAAGCCUCGACCGCCCCAGAGCCAGUGCCUGAAGCCUCGACUGCCCCAAGGCCAGCGCAUGAAGCCUCGGCCGCCCCAGAGCCAGCGCCUGAAGCCUCGGCUGCCCCAGAGCCAUGGCCUGAAGCCUCGGGCACCCCAGAGCCAGCACCUGAAACUCGGCCACCCCAGAACCAGAACCAGUGCCUGAAGCCUCGGCUGCCCCAGAGCCAGCACCUGAAGCCUCGGCCAUCCCAGUGCUAGCGUCCUCAGCCACGGAGGCCAUUUCCACAGCAGUGCUCCCGGCUGUCUGGAAGAGGAAGAACUGCUCUCCAGUUGCAGCCUGCACUCCUGGCCACGGAGGCCAUUACCCAGUUGCUGCCAGUGCUCCCAGCAACUGAGGCCAUUCCCCAGAUGCUGCAAGUUCUCCAGGCCACAGAGGACGUUCCCCAGUCACUGUCAUUGCUCCCGCCAUGUAGUCCAUUCCCCAGUCACUGCCAGCUCUCCUAGCCAUGAGCUUGUCCAGUCCCAUGAGGUUGUCGACGAGCCUGUCCAGUUCCCUGAGGCUGUUGAUGAGCCUGUCCAGUCUGCUGACCCCUGUCCAGCAACAGUCGCCCAAGUCUGCUGAUCUCUGUCCAGCAACUCCACCUUCUGAGUCUACACCUCCUGUGGCUCUGCCCCCUUAGCCCUUGCCUCCUGUAGCUCCGCCCACCGAGUCUCUGUUUUCUAAGAACUAGGGGGGGGGGUCACAAGAAGGGUAAAGACAUUCAGUUUGAAGAUUGGUUUUGGUUUUUGUUGUGUCUCUGUUCUCUGUUUCACUUGAUUGAUCACAGCUAUGUCUGGUUAACCUUAUUAGUUCUUGUGUAUAUAUUGCUUUCUUAAUCUUUGUCAGUUUUAAAAUGUUG